This is a messenger RNA of Vitrella brassicaformis, 6118 nucleotides long. Lineage: Eukaryota; Vitrellaceae. The record is from the annotation of a GenBank genome assembly.
CGGCUGUACAAAAGCACUCAUUGUUCGUCGUGUCAGUCAACGAUGGGACUCGAUGACAGACAGACACAUCGAAUACUGACUGUACGUCACACGCACACAAAAACGACUGCAACUAAAGACUAAAGGGAGGGAGGGAGAGAGGGAGGGAGAAAGGAGAAAGGCACAACACAGCACAGCAAACGUGCGCCGGCCCAUAUGGAUGGAUGGAUGGAUCAAUACUGCUCCUUGAUGACAUGUACUCUGGCUGCCCCACUGAUGCAUGCUGGCCGACACGCAUCACAUGCACACGAAAGUACGAAGGAAGGGGUGCAGGAGCACACGAUUACACAACACACCCACACAGCAUGCCCGCCCGUAUGCAAGCAUGACAGCAUGCCCGCCCGUAUGCAAGCAUGCAAUCAUAUCGGUGAAUGCCACUGAUUUCUCUCUCUGUGUGUUUGCGAGCCAUCCAGGACGAAUCUUCGCUGACGUAACAACACGUCAGCAAAUACGCGUUCAUGGUGUCUCUCCUACACACAGGAGAAACAAUCAUCCCACCGACGACCAAUCGAAGCAAUUAAGUGCUGCCUGUCUGGUUGCCGUGUCUGUCUGUCUGUCUGUUCUACUCUACCUCUCGGUGUGGUCGUUCGCUGCACGUACGUACGUUCCGAGCUGCCUGCUGGUGGACUGGACUCCACCCCGAUGGAAGCUCUCCUCCCAACGGCACACUGUGACUCCACUUGCAGUGUGUAUGCAAGCAAGGUCGCACUACGCCGUCCAGAAGUCAGCAUCCAUCAGGGUGGGAGCAAAACCACCGAAAACGCAGAAUGUCCCUCUCGACGGCAAAUCAACCACACGCCACGCAAGGAUGUCCACAAGACACGAUGAGCGCAUGUAUGUAGCAAAAUCAUCCUUCAGUCAGUCAGUCAGUCACUCAAUUCUGCUCCUGUGCGGUGCGGUCUUCGCCCACCUCCCCACCACCGCCACCGCCCCCGCCCCCUUCAUGCCCCUCAUGCUCCUCGGCCACUCGCGGCGUCCCGCUAACAGACGUCUCCCUUGUUCUCGGCUGGUGCUCCUUGCCCACGCCGCCCGCUUCAAUGCCAACACCACCAGUGGCACCGCCCUUGGUCGCCGCACUGGUAGAGUCCUGCGACAGCGCCGCUGCGCGCGAUGACGACACGUUGGGCGCAGACGAGGAAGGGGGCGACACCGACGAGUCGGGGGACAGGGCCCUGCUGGGCGAGAGUGCUGGAGGGGUGGGAGGUGGCGUGGAUGUGGGUCGGGGAGGGGGCGGUGCCUUCCUUCUCAGGGCGCGUUCGUAUCGGUGUCGGUCUGAGAUGCGGUCCUUGGCCUCUUGGGCGGCUCGCACGCGGCCCUCCGUGAGCAGUAGCAGGUCUUCGCGCAGGGUGGAGUCGGACUGCAGGAGGGCCUCGUCGGCCACCGGCAGCAGGGGGUAGUUGGGCGUCGUGCGGAUGUCCCAAUAACGCACAUUGUCGAAAUCGAGGUAGCCCAGCCACGUACUGAGACCAAACACAGGCACAGGCAGACACGUGUGUUGGUGUUGCUGCGGGCGGGGGGCCAGGGGGCAGGUUUGGGUGUGUGUGUGGGUUUGUGCCCACCCGUUGACUCUGCUGAGUAUGUCGCCGUAGCUGUCUUUGAUGGUGCCCUCGAAGUAGUCGGUGGGCUUCCCCCGGACACUGCCAAACACAUACUCACACGAGUUGCCUACACACAUACACACACACACACGCAGACAGACAGACAGACAGACGAGAUCGAUGCACAUGAAGCAUGCAGGUCGAUUUACCUACCCAGUGAGUCCUCCACACGCAUCCUUCCGAGGAUCUCGUGGCGACACACAGGGCCGUACAGAGUGCCUGAGUGCCACACCACAUGCGUUGAAAAGCGAGCCGUUGCACACACCCACCAAUACAUGGAUGGAUGGCUACCCCUUGUGUGUAUUUCACCUACCUGUCCAGACGUCCCUGGGCAGUUUGGUCAUGGUGACGGUGUGCCCGUCGGUGAAGUCGACGAACCGCUUCCCCGAGUUGUACAGGUGCAUCUGGUUCAGAAUGGCGUAGGCGCUGAAGAUCGAGUACCCCCAAAACAGAAAACGGUCCUCCGCACCCACAAUCUGACAAAGGCACAUGGACAGAUGGAUGGAUGGAUGGAAGCGUCAAAUGUGCCUGUGGCUACUCACCUGCCAGUGGGUCGUUUGGGGCACGUGCGCUGUCUGCUCUGAGUAGAUGCGGGUGCCGUCUGCAGGCGGCAGAGAGACACAGUGACAAGCACAGCCACGUGCAUGACGCCGCCAACAUACACAGCGGCACAACACACACAUACCUGGGAGGAAGGCCUGGUAGGUCUCCCCGAGAGUGGGGUUGAUCUGACCAUUACCAACACAGACCACAGACCACACACAGACAUGAGAGCGGUGUCUACGCGUGUGCGCCACGCCAUCGAUGAUCACGCCGACUCACACACCGGUUUGAGGAAGUCUGAAGUGACGUGCAGUGAGGCAAUGUACAUGGCGACCACCAGCUUGAGCCGCUCAAUGGGGUUGCGACUCGCGGCAGCUCGACGCAGAUACAAUGGCACGUACGCUGCACGGUGAGGGACAGCCAGACACACACACACACACAUACAUACACACACGAGUUAACCUAACGCCCACACAGCCCACCCACCGAGCACACAGCGUGGAGCUGUGUCGGUCGCUUACUGCAUGCGAGGGUGGUGGUUUGGAGUGAGGAUCCGGGCUUGCUGCAGCGAAUGGGGAACGAUAUCCGAGUCAGGUUGAAGUUGCCUGCAGAGGGAGGGAAGCAAUGGGGGGACAGACAAAAGGCAGCAAGAUGUCAUCCGUGAGCCGCUUGAUGAAAGGUCGAAUGGAAAGCAAUGCAUACCCGAGAGAAUCUGCCGCCCAAUCCACUUGAGCACUUCCUGCAUCGACACACACACACACACGAGCACACUUCCCAUCUCCUCUCAACUCAUCUGCACCGAGCUGACCUUGGCCACAGACCGCACCAGCACAAAGGUGUCUCGAUCGGCCAGCAGCAGACCCCCCUUGGCGUCGGUGGUGACGUCACAGCAGGCGGGGCAUUUGCGCGACCUGAGCCGCACGGUGCGGCCCGAUGCGGGCCCCACCGAUGUGGCUGUUGCGAUGCGGAAGUCGUCACGGGAGAAGGGAUGCACCCACUCGUCCACCUCCUGAUCACAGUGACAGAGAGUGACAGCCUGAGUGUGCGUGUGUGUCUGUGUGUGUUGGUAGGUUGGUAGGUUGCCUUGAGUAUUCCUUCGGGGUGCGCCUCGUCCCUCGAGAAGCACAGACUCUCACGCGCACGACGCACCACCUGGUUGUCAACACACAGCACAGUACUGCUUGACAGGUGUCAUCACAUCAAUCCCCUCAUAUAUUUCAGUGCGUAGGCCGACCGAUUUGGCGUCGCAUUCGAAUUCCGAGUCGUUGAUCAUGGCGUCCAUCAGGCCCUCGCUCAUGGGAUCUGCCGCAUAGACACACACCACACACGGCAGACGUCAAUAUGUGCACUGGUGCAUGUGUUGUGUCGGUGUCGGUGAGCGGCUCACCUCCCCUCUCGAGGUAAGUGGCGGUGAUUGAUGUGUCGGAAUCGUCCUGUGUGGGCAAGGCACGACAAACAAGAAUCGCACACAGGCACACAUCAGACAGACGCUGGAUGAGCCUCUGCGUGUGUGGCGGGGGAUGGGCGGUGGGCGAUUUACCCCGUCCGAGUCGAUGUCGAAGAAAUCGGGGUUUGCGGACAGCUGUGUGUCUAGUAUGCGGUUGAUGGACGCCUGCACCUCCGGCAGUCCCUUGGUCUGGUCAAGCAGCGCCCUCAAACUCACCGUCAACCUAAAGACAUGUAGACAGACACCAGACACACCAGGUGUGUGGGAUCGCUGCCACCCGUUCCGUUCCCCGCGCCGCGCCCUUUCCCUCAUUAUAUCUGCGUACGUACGCCUUUUGUAGCCUCGUUUGCGCACUCACCGCGCCAACGCCCCCGCCAUCCGCUAUAUGAGGUCACACACAGGCAAGGCAACCACUGAGCAUCUUUUGACCCUCAACACACCCCGCCCACCGACCCACCUGGUGCAUUUGACACGUUCCUCCGGUGCCUCCUCUCGCUCCGCCGCUCCCUCGCUUCACCACCCACACGCAGUCCUCCACCCCCUGCCGCCGUUGUUGUCGGCUCGGGUGAGGGUGACUCGUCCAUUGACGCCUCGACAGGCUGAUGACCCGCAUCAGUCACCACCGAGAUCACUCCACCUGGAGAGAGGGAGCGUCCGCACAUCCAUCCAUCCAUCCAUCCAUUCGUGUGGAUGGAUGUGUUUGGCUUGCGUGCUGCGGGCGGCUGGCUCACCUCUAUCGGCGAUUUGUGUUGGGAGUGUUGCCGAUGGGGGAUGGGAGGUGUGUUGGUGCGGUGGGGGAGGAGGGGGUGGGUAGAGGACGGCCAUGAUGGUCCGGGGGGUCUCUAUCAGCCCACGGGAGGUCUCGGUCACCAAGUCAAGCACACCUGACCAACACACACAGACACACAUGGCAGAUGGGAUGUGUGUGUGCGUGCAUCUGUUUGCGGCUGACAUACCUACCAGCAAUAGGUUUGCAGACGAGGUAUGCGAUGCCUUUUACGAUGGCCAGCGGCAGCCUCUCCAGCCCGCCGCCCUUCUGCAGCUCCUGCAGCGGACACGUCAAUGGGCCCAACACACCACCUGGCACAGCACACACCACACACAAGUGUGCAAGUCGAUCAGCCAGCCAGGGAGGGUGGAUGUUUGUGUGGAUGAACGAACGUACCGAGCACUUCAGCAGUGAACAGUAUGAGUCCCCGGACCAGCCCCUGUGUGACGUCAGACGGGCGGCUGGAGCGGUCGCGAUACGACUCAUACGGCGGGUCAUCAGGCCUCCUAAACACACACACACACACGCACACACGCACACACAGACAAAACACAACACAAGGGAACAAUUCUCAUACAUCACUUUUCCUGCCUGCCUGUGUGGCGGGCGUCUCUGCCUGUACUUGCCUGAAGACGACGACUGGGCCGUCUCUGAGCAUGUCGCUGAGGUUCUCCAAGCCCCAAAGAACCCUCUCCACAAGGGAGGCCACCAAACCCACCACCCACACCAACACUGACCCAUCCACAUCUGACAGACACAAUCACACAACCACACAACCACCCACAGUCCAGCCACCACACCACACGGUGCUCAAGGCCACACACCACAACUAGCGGCUGGUGGGUGGAUCUUUCUCACCCUGUCUGAUGGAAGGAGAACGAUUGCUCCUGGGCGGUGCGAUGAUGGCCGGCCGUGUCCGUGUGCGGCUUGAGGAGGUUGUGGGCGGGGCAGCGGCAGCGGAGGGCAUGGCGUGUGUGAACGCCUGGUAAAGGUCGUGGUACUCCCUCUUGGUGCCCGCCGUCACCUGGUAGACCUCACCACGCUCCCCGUGGACGCGGAACGAGAACGCAUCCUGACACGCUGACACACACACAGACACACACACACAUGACAUGCAUAUGCAGCCUGCACUGAGGAAGGGAGACCGACGGACGCGUGGGCGCGUGGGUGUGCUUACAUGUCCACUCCGCGGGUGCCAGAGGCGCGACCUUCUGGAUCCUGAUCUCACGAAGGACCCGGGAAGACGGCCGCUGCAUUGAGAUAGACAGACAGGCAGACAGACAGGCGAGCAGAUCUGUCAACAAACCGGCAUGCACCUCCAGUGCACUCACCGCAGCCCACCUGGUGAGUGGUCAUCUUCCCACGUUGCACAUCGAGAGUGAAGAAGAGCUGUUUCAGGACGGGCCCCUCGUCCGUCGGCCCCUCCACCACUCGCCAGAUCCGCCCCUCCCUGCUGCCGCCGCUGACACUGCUACUGUGGCCAUUGCUGUUGGUGUUGCCUCGGAUCUGUGCCGGCACUCCGACGCCGUUGUCCUCUCGCGGCGACACCGAGGGGUCUUCGAACUGCUGGUACUCCCGCAUGCCGCCUGCCACGCCGCCCUUGGUCAUCAUCAUUGCCGGCCCCUCCUCGCAAGAGAUGCAUUCACCCAUAUACAAUGAUGAUACCCUGGCGACGUCAAGGCUGGUGCCUGGUGUGGCCCUGGCAACGGCGGAAGGAGAGAU